Myotis daubentonii (Daubenton's bat) is the source of this 264-nucleotide messenger RNA. Its product is annotated as large ribosomal subunit protein eL33-like. The transcript has a single exon. Bases 1 to 264 code for a protein of 87 amino acids. Lineage: Eukaryota; Metazoa; Chordata; Mammalia; Chiroptera; Vespertilionidae. The record is from RefSeq and is a predicted model, not a curated record.
AUGUCUGGAAGUCUGUACUCUAAGGCCAUUUCUGCUGGCUACAAGGUGGGCCUCCAGAACCAGAGGGAGCACACAGCUCUUCUUAAAAUGGAAGGUGUUUAUGCUCAAGACGAAACUGAAUUCUAUCUAUGCACUCUUGCACGUGUGUACAAAGCAAAGAAUAACACGGUGACUGCUGGUGGCAAACUGAACAAAACCAGAGUCAUCUGGGGACAGGUAGCUGGUGCUCAUGGGAACAGUGGCAUGUUUCAUGCUAAAUUCUGA